Fusarium redolens is the source of this 1695-nucleotide messenger RNA. RefSeq names its product choline dehydrogenase. The record is from RefSeq and is a predicted model, not a curated record. The transcript has 8 exons. Lineage: Eukaryota; Fungi; Ascomycota; Sordariomycetes; Hypocreales; Nectriaceae. Gene Ontology annotation, molecular function: flavin adenine dinucleotide binding; oxidoreductase activity, acting on CH-OH group of donors. Gene Ontology annotation, biological process: secondary metabolite biosynthetic process. Bases 1 to 1695 code for a protein of 564 amino acids.
AUGCGGUAUUCCAUUACUUUCGCGGCUCUUUUCUCCCUGGUCUCGUCAACCAUUGCACAAAACGACCAUGGGUCUACUCUCAGUAGCACGUAUGACUUCAUCAUUGUUGGUGGCGGAACCACUGGCCUGAUCCUUGCAGACCGGUUGAGCGAGUCCGGUACGGCAAUCGACUGGAACUUUUAUACUGAACCCCAGGAAGGUCUCGAUGGCCGUAAUCUUGCAUACCAUCGUGGACGUGGUCUUGGUGGUAGCAGUAUUCUGAACGGCCUCUACUACGGACGAGGCUCAGCUAAUGUUUAUGAUCACUGGGGUACUCGCUUCAAUGCUCCUAACAAUGGAACCGAUUACAAUCAAAAGUAUCAGACCUGGGACCCCUCCGCAUACUCCAAGGGUCCGCUGGAGAUAGGCUACCAAGGAUUUGUCCCUCCCUCGAGCAUUACUUUUAUCGAUGCUUGUGCUGCGAUUGACAUCCCCAUAGUCCAAGAUCUCAACAGCGGCAAGAAUGUUGGCGUUAAACAAGGGACUGCUACUCUUACCUCAAAGUAUAGACGUAGCUCGGCCUACGACUAUUACAAGGCUGCCGCCAAGCGACCCAAUGUCGAUAUUCUUCACAACGCCCCUGUUCAGCAGAUCAUGUUCUCGAAGAAUGCUACUGGAGUGCCUGUUGCGACUUGUGUCAACUUCAUCGAUCACUCUCAAGGUCGUCACCGCACCGUUGCCGCUUCCAGAGAGGUCAUCGUCACUCUGGGGACUUUCCAGUCUCCUCAAAUGCUAAUGGUCUCGGAGGCUAAUAUGAGAUUAGGGUAUUGGUCGGAAGCCACGCUUGAUGCUUUCAAUAUCGAGCCGAUUGUGAUCAAUGACGACGUGGGACACCACAUGAUGGACCAUAACCUGUACAGCAUCUCAGCCACAGUAGUCCCCGAAGCUUCGACCCACCAGCUCAUGUUUAACUCAACUUCCGUUGAAGCCUCGCAAGAGGAAUACUACACCACUGGAAAGGGAGUUUACACGGCCCCUGGAGGUAUCACCAAUGGUUUCCAAAAGCUAUCGAACGAACAACUUCAAAAGAUUGGUGCUGAAGCUGUCAUCGAUGCUGGUCUUACCAACCGAUCCACAGUAGAGUUUCUCUUUGAGUCCUUCUUCUAUCCCAACCUCCCGGGUCCUACCUACGAACUAUCAUCAGAUCAAUCAUACAUAUCUAUCUCGGUAUCGAGCAUGGUUGCUCUAUCCAAGGGCAAUAUCACCCUCCAGUCAAGCGGCAUGUCUGAUGCCCCCAUUAUCAACCCCAGCUACUAUACUCACAUUGCUGAUCGCGCUAUCGCCAUCAACGCAUUCCGGGACGCACGCAAGAUCUUGGCCCAUUCUGCUUUUGCAAAUCUGACUGUUGGACCUAACCAUGGAGAUGUUGCGCCUGGUGUUUCCAACAUUGCUUCUGAUGAUGACGAGGCCAUCUUUGAGUACAUCAAGGCUACAACGGUUCCUAAUUGGCACGCUUCUGGAACUAAUCGCAUACUUCCACUUGAGGACAGCGGCGUCGUCGACUCUCGACUCCGCGUCUAUGGAGUCCAGGGCUUGAGAGUUAUUGAUAGUAGCAUUAUGCCUACGGUUCCAGAUGUUAAUAUUGCUGGUCCGGUGUAUAUGCUGGGGGAGCAUGGAGCAUCUAUGAUUAAGGAGGAUUGGGAUAUCUCUGAUUAA